AUGUGCAAACACGUCCUAAACGCCCAAGUCUCGAUCCGCUCGCCCUGCUGCCGCAAAUGGUUCGACUGCGCAGACUGCCACCACGAGACCGAAUCGCACCCCCUCCUCCAGCAGGACCACAUGACCUUCGCGUGCAAGAAGUGCAAAAAGUGCUUCCGGAAGGUCGCUGCUGAGUUUGAGGAGAGCGACGAGUACUGCCCGCACUGCGAUAACCAUUUUGUCAUCGAGGCUAUGGUGCCGAAACCGAGGCUUGAAGUUGAGGGGGAGGAUGUUAGGGUGGAUGCGAGGAUGCUCAAGGACGAGCGGGUCCGAGGGGAGGAGCAGCGCACGAUAUUCAACGUGAGGGAUGCGCCGGACAGGCUGGGAUGA
Molecule: messenger RNA, 369 nt
Organism: Coniosporium apollinis CBS 100218
Lineage: Eukaryota; Fungi; Ascomycota; Dothideomycetes
Exons: 4
Coding region: 1-369 (122 amino acids)
Biological process (GO): protein import into mitochondrial intermembrane space
Cellular component (GO): mitochondrial intermembrane space
Molecular function (GO): zinc ion binding
Source: RefSeq, a predicted model, not a curated record